Messenger RNA from Capsella rubella, 2091 nucleotides. RefSeq names its product pentatricopeptide repeat-containing protein At5g15340, mitochondrial. The record is from RefSeq and is a predicted model, not a curated record. Gene Ontology annotation, molecular function: protein binding; RNA binding; zinc ion binding. The coding region runs from base 201 to 2075 and encodes 624 amino acids. Gene Ontology annotation, biological process: RNA modification. NCBI's taxonomy places the organism in Eukaryota, Viridiplantae, Streptophyta, Magnoliopsida, Brassicales, Brassicaceae. The transcript has a single exon.
CAGAUAAUUUUUGUUUAGACAAAAAAGGUAAACCGUAACUUGGGUGUACUUACUUAAACAGUAAAAAAUAAACUUUAACUCAAGACGACAAGUUCGAACCGUGGAGCGUAGAGAUUUGGAGCAUUGUUACAGUUGUAGGAAUUGUUUGAGAAACUAAAAAAACAAGGACGAGCUUUUUGAGUUUUGACCAUAUAAAUCUUAUGAAAUGCUUCUUGUCCUACCAAAAAGUUCGUUUCCUUCUCCGGCAGUGCGCUCAACGCUCGUUUCUCCGACCCGGCAAGGAAUUGCACGCCGUUUUAACCACUUCGGGAUUGAAGAAAGCUCCGAGGUCGUACCUUACCAAUGCGCUUUUUCAGUUUUAUGCGGCUUCCGGUGAAUUGGUUACUGCCCAUAAACUGUUCGACGAAAUUCCUCUCUCGGAAAAGGAUAAUGUGGAUUGGACCACUUUGUUAUCCUCUUUUUCCCGGUUUGGAUGGUUGGUUGAUUCCAUGAAGCUCUUCGUGGAAAUGACAAGGGAAAGUGUAGAGAUUGAUGAUGUUUCUUUAGUCUGCUUGUUUUGCGUGUGUUCUAAGUUGGAAGAUCUCAAGUUCGGUGAACAAGGACAUGGGGUUGCUGUAAAGAUGGGAUUUUUAACUAGUGUAAAGGUUUGUAAUGCCUUAAUGGAUAUGUAUGGGAAAUGUGGGUUUGUGAGUGAAGUCAAACGCAUCUUUGAGGUGUUAGAGGAGAAGAGCGUUGUUUCAUGGACGGUGGUUCUGGACACAGUUGUCAAGUGGGAGGGUUUGGACAGAGGAAGAGAGGUUUUUGACCAAAUGCCUGAGAGAAAUGCUGUUGCUUGGACGGUUUUGGUUGCUGGGUAUUUGGGAGCUGGGUUUACAAGGGAAGUAUUGGAGCUUCUGGCGGAAAUGGUGUUUAGAUGUGGGCAUGGUUUGAACUUUGUCACCCUUUGCUCGAUGCUAUCUGCUUGUGCGCAAUCCGGAAAUCUGGUCAUUGGUAGAUGGGUUCAUGUGUAUGCAUUGAAGAAGGCAAUGAUGAUGGGGGAGGAAGUAACUUAUGAUGAUGUGAUGGUGGGAACUGCAAUGGUUGAUAUGUAUGCUAAAUGUGGAAACAUAGAUUCUUCCAUGAAAGUCUUCAGGUUGAUGCCUAAGAGGAAUGUGGUGACAUGGAACGCCAUGUUUAGCGGGUUGGCAAUGCACGGGAAAGGUAGAAUGGUGAUUGACAUGUUCCCCGAGAUGGUAAGAGAGGUGAAGCCAGAUGAUUUAACUUUUACUGCUGUCUUAAGUGCUUGCAGCCACUCGGGGAUGGUAGAAGAAGGAUGGCGAUGUUUCCAUUGCCUGCGCAUCUACAAUUUGGAACCUAAGGUUGAUCAUUAUGCAUGUAUGGUAGAUCUUUUGGGCCGAGCAGGUCGUAUUGAAGAAGCAGAGAUCAUGAUGAGGGAAAUGCCAGUGUCUCCAAAUGAAGUUGUCCUUGGUUCGCUUCUAGGCUCGUGUAGCGUGCACAGAAAGCUGGAUAUAGCCGAACGAAUUAAACAAGAGCUUGUUCAGAUGAAUCCAGGCAACACGGAAUGCCAAAUACUUAUGUCCAACAUGUAUGUUGCAGAAGGAAGGAGUGACAUUGCAGAUGGGUUAAGGAGAAGUCUGAGGAACCGAGGCAUCAGGAAAAUACCUGGUUUGAGUUCCAUUUACGUUAAUGAUUCAGUACAUCGGUUUAGUUCAGGAGAUAGAUCACACCCGCGAACGAAAGUGAUCUACCUGAAGUUGAAUGAAGUGAUUGAACGGAUAAGAUCAGCUGGUUAUGUCCUUGAUGUCUCAGGCCUGGUUUCUCAUUCGGAGGGUGACUUGGAGGAAAAGGAGCAAGCUUUGUGCUGUCACAGCGAGAAAUUGGCUGUCUGUUUUGGGCUUCUGGAAACAAAACCGAGAACACCUCUUCUUGUCUUCAAGAAUCUGAGGAUAUGUCGGGAUUGUCAUUCAGCAAUGAAGAUUGUCUCAAAGGUCUAUGACCGAGAAAUCAUCAUUAGAGAUAGAAAUAGAUUUCAUCAGUUCAAGGGAGGCUCUUGUUCUUGUUCCGACUAUUGGUGAACAGAUCAAAUGGCUG